AUGGAACUGCUCAAGCUGAACCGGACGGUGCAGGGACCUGGACCCGGGCCAGGGGCUUCCCUGUGCCGCCCAGGUGGCCUCCUUCUGAACGGCAGCAAUACGGGCAACCUCAGCUGCGAGCUCCCUCGCGUCCGCGGAACCGGGACCAGAGAACUGGAGCUUGCCAUUAGAGUCACCCUUUAUGCAGUGAUCUUUCUGAUGAGUGUUGGAGGAAAUGUGCUCAUCAUCGUGGUCCUGGGACUGAGCCGCCGCCUGAGAACUGUCACCAACGCCUUCCUGCUCUCAUUGGCAGUCAGCGACCUCCUGCUAGCUGUGGCUUGUAUGCCCUUCACACUCCUUCCCAAUCUCAUGGGCACAUUCAUUUUUGGCACAGUCAUCUGCAAAGCAGUUUCCUACCUCAUGGGGGUGUCUGUGAGUGUGUCCACGCUAAGCCUUGUGGCCAUUGCCCUGGAAAGGUACAGCGCCAUCUGCCGACCACUGCAGGCACGGGUGUGGCAGACGCGUUCCCACGCGGCUCGUGUGAUCUUAGCCACGUGGCUGCUGUCAGGCCUGCUCAUGGUACCCUACCCUGUGUACACUGCUGUGCAGCCAGUGGGGCCUCGUGUGCUACAGUGCGUGCAUCGCUGGCCCAGUGCACGGGUCCGCCAGACCUGGUCCGUACUGCUGCUCCUGCUCUUGUUCUUUGUCCCGGGUGUGGUUAUGGCUGUGGCCUAUGGGCUUAUCUCCCGAGAGCUCUACUUAGGGCUUCGCUUUGAAGGUGAUGAUGACAGUGAAAGCAAAAACAGGGUCCGAACCCAAGGAGGGCUGCCAGGAGGGGCUGCCCCAGGUCCUGUCCACCAGAAUGGGCAUUGCCAGCCUGAGACUAGCCUGGCCGGUGAGGACAGCGAUGGCUGCUAUGUGCAACUUCCACGUUCCCGGCCUGCACUGGAGCUGACAGCGCUGACGGCACCCACUCCUGGGCCAGGACCUGGACCCCGGCCCACCCAGGCCAAGCUGUUGGCUAAGAAGCGAGUGGUGCGAAUGUUGCUGGUGAUCGUUGUGCUUUUUUUCCUGUGUUGGUUGCCAGUGUAUAGUGCCAACACAUGGCGCGCCUUUGAUGGCCCAGGGGCACACCGGGCACUCUCAGGGGCUCCCAUCUCUUUCAUCCACUUGCUGAGCUAUGCCUCAGCGUGCGUCAACCCCCUGGUCUAUUGCUUCAUGCACCGUCGCUUUCGCCAGGCCUGCCUGGACACAUGUGCCCGCUGCUGUCCUAAACCUCCACGAGCUCGCCCCCGACCUCUUCCCGAUGAGGACCCUCCUACCCCUUCAAUUGCUUCACUGUCCAGGCUGAGCUACACCACCAUCAGUACACUGGGACCUGGCUGA
This is a messenger RNA of Castor canadensis (American beaver), 1365 nucleotides long. RefSeq names its product cholecystokinin B receptor (gene Cckbr). Gene Ontology annotation, molecular function: gastrin receptor activity; neuropeptide receptor activity. The record is from RefSeq and is a predicted model, not a curated record. NCBI's taxonomy places the organism in Eukaryota, Metazoa, Chordata, Mammalia, Rodentia, Castoridae. Gene Ontology annotation, cellular component: plasma membrane. Gene Ontology annotation, biological process: neuropeptide signaling pathway.